Molecule: messenger RNA, 2426 nt
Organism: Labrus bergylta (ballan wrasse)
Lineage: Eukaryota; Metazoa; Chordata; Actinopteri; Labriformes; Labridae
Product: E3 SUMO-protein ligase CBX4
Biological process (GO): protein sumoylation; negative regulation of transcription by RNA polymerase II
Cellular component (GO): PRC1 complex
Molecular function (GO): SUMO ligase activity; SUMO binding
Source: RefSeq, a predicted model, not a curated record
CAUGAAGUGUUUUCUAGCUGCAGCUUGAAGUCGCCUGCAGAACGAGUCUCUCAGAGGGAAAGCGAGGGAAGAGACGCAGUCUGAAUACGAGGAAGAGGAGGGGGGGUACUUGGAUUUCACAGCAAAGGAGCAGCAAGUAAAACGAACUGAAAGCAGAGACAAGGUGUCGGAUACCAAAAAACAAAGGGGCAAAAAAAACACAGGAGAUUCUGCUUCUUGCAUAGGAAAAUGGAGCUGCCCGCCGCGGGAGAGCACGUCUUUGCGGUGGAGAGCAUCGAGAAGAAGCGCAGCAGAAAGGGGAGGGUUGAGUAUCUGGUCAAGUGGCGAGGAUGGUCUCCAAAAUACAACACGUGGGAACCAGAGGAAAACAUCCUGGACCCGAGACUGCUCGAUGCAUUCCAAGACAGGGAACGUCAAGAACAGCUGAUGGGAUAUCGCAAGAGAGGACCAAAGCCCAAGCACCUCCUGGUUCAGGUCCCAUCCUUUGCACGGAGAUCCAGUAUUUUGGCAGACCUCCACGGGGCGACCCUGGACGAUGACAGCUGUAAGAAGACCAGCCCCAUCCAGAUGCUCCGCCCACAGAGUCAGCAGUACCAGCUGAACAGCAAGAAGCACCACCAGUACCAGCCGCUGUGUCGUGAGCGCGAGGCCGAGCAGCAGCAGCAGGCCACCGGGAAGAAGUUCUACUAUCAGCUCAACAGCAAGAAGCACCACCACUACCAGCCGGACCUCAAGGUGCACGAGCCCAUGUUCGCUAAACCCAAAGAGGUGAAAGCUCCGGAGCUGGCUAACAAGGGGUACAACCUUCCCCCGGUGUUGCAGCAGAAGUGGGUGCGGGACAAAGACUCAGGCUGCCUCACCAAAGUAAAGGAUAUCACCAUGGAGCUGAAGAAGCUUCCAGCGGACCUGAAUGGAGAGCCAGAGAGGGUCAAACCUAAAGAGGACGCUGUAACACAGUCGAACGGUGUCAGCAGCAGCAAGCUCAAGAUUGUGAAAAACAAAAACAAGAACGGGCGGAUCGUGAUAGUCAUGAGCAAGUACAUGGAGAACGGGAUGAAGGCGACCAAGAUUAAAAACGGGGAUUCAGGAAGCGCUGAGAAGCACCUGCAGAGGACUGACAGCAGCGCGGAGGAGCAUCUGGAGAAGAUGAGACUCGUCAAGAAGCUCGGCCUCAUGAACGGAUUUGCAAAAAAGCUCAAAGACAAAUCGACCGUUCUUACUUCUGGAUUCAGCCGAGAUCACCCCCGGGAGAAAGAGCAGUCCCCAAAAACUGAGCCGACUGUGACGGAACGGGAUAAACAUGUCGAGGUCAGGGGUCAGGGGCAGCUUCCGAAGGAUCAGCCUUUACAAUUGACAACCAAAUCUAAUCUGCUCCCCCUGCCUCUGGACAGGGGGGUUCCCCACUCAGCGGAUAUACAAGGAAGCCAAGGUGGAUUUCAGGGACUGAAGCGGCACUUUUCUGACUCUGACUCUGAGGAGCACGGGAGCAGUAAAAGGUUUUUCAGCACCAGGAGUAUCAGCACACCUCACCCGGUGUCUUCUCCCGCCCAGAGCGUCAGCGUGGCCCAAAACGGACACCAGAGUCCCAUUGGACUGCCAGUCUGUGAGUACACGGACCAGGAGGAGCCUAUGGACUUGAGCAUUGUAAAGUCCAGGCAUUGCCCAACUCGGGCUGAGACACACAAGCAGACUGAAACUGUUACACACACUGAAACUUCUACACAGGAAGAAACAGACACACAAGCCAUGACACAUGUGGCACAGACAGAAACUGAGCAUCAAACUGAAACAGAAAAUGCUACAGGAGAAGAAAAGGUCAACUCGUUGUCUGUGACUCACCAUGAAAAGAAAACAGACGAUUCCUUUCCCUCUUUCAAGCCGUUCCUGGGAAAUAUUGUGAUCACUGACAUCACUACAAACUGCCUCACAGUCACCUUUAAGGAAUACAUAGCUGUGUAACUGGACUGGGUAAACUGUGUAACUGUAUAAAUGUAAAUGAGAUAUAUUUGUAUUUUCAGAUGAUUGAAUGUACAAAUGGAACCUUGAUGUUUUCCUUUUCUAUAGUUUGGAUUUAAAAAAAAAAAAAAAGAUCCUCUAUUGCGUUAUUUGCAGCUCUACCUGUUGCUAUUUCUGGAGAUUUUAAUUACAUGCAGUAGCUAAUUACAGCUUAGUUUAAAAAAUACUAAUUAGGUCAAAUAAAUGCCAGAACUUCUAUUGGAGAUGCACUUAAUCCUUUUCUAUGGAUGUAAUUUGAUUGUACACUCAACUGUCUGCAUCUCAGAUAAUGUUCAACAAAUAGGCUUUAUGGAGAGUUUUGUAUGAAAGACAAAUUAUAUUGAAACAUGGUAAAUUACACUGUGUGUGUGUGUGUGUGUGUGUGUGUGUGUGUGUGUGUGUGUGUGUGUGUGUGUGUGUGUGUGUGUGUG